AUGCCUAAUAAAGAAGAGGGAAACAGUUUUGCACAAUAUACAUCUGGGAAUAUCAAUAUGAACAGUUACUUUACCCCUCAAUUGCCUCCUUCAUUUAAUGAUAAACACCAAUUCAAUCGAUAUACCUCCCCGAUCAACCAACAGCAGCAGCAACCGUCAAGGCAGCAACAGAGACGAUAUGCGACACGCGAAGAAAGUGAAGCAACUGUACCUGUUUUCACAACACCUACGGAUAUGUAUAUAAGAAGAGAGCUUAACCCGAUACCACGGUUUACUUCGAGUCAACCUUUACACAGUUACAACAACCGAGAGUCAACCACGCCAUCGACAUCAACAUUACCAUCACCAUCGACGCAACAAGCCUACUCUACACCAAAAUCUCAACCGCGUACAAAUUAUAAUAGUUUUCUACCAUCCUCACAUUCAUCCCAUCUUUAUAAAGAUGCGGCGAGUAGUGCAUUUGAUCCUUUAUCAAAAGAAUAUCCUUCAGUGCGUCCGACUUCACCUAUAAGUUUUGGAUCUAAAGUACCUUUACCAAAGGUAGAAUCUCUUCAUGCUAACUCUUCCAAGAAUGGUACUCCUGGAAGAUCAAACUAUGCAAAUACAACAAGCUCAAGCUCAGUACAAUCAAAUGGAAUAUCAACGGAUGAUAAAGUUUUUGCACAAUUGGUAGAUAUGGGAUUUGAUGUAGAGGCUAUCAAAGUAGCGAUGAUAGCGAGCAAAAACGGGGAUUUCCAAGAGAUAUUAGACACGUUACUUCAAAACGCGACCACACCGGCGCCAUCGAAAGAAAAAGCUUAUGCCAAUGAACAUAUGGCACCUGCACAAAGUGAUCCAAACAGCGCUGAUGUCUCUUCAGAUGAGGAGGAAGACCCAGCAGUGCUUAGGGCGCAAGAAGAGCAAUGGAGAAAAGAACGUGAAAAGCGCAGAAAAGGAUAUUUAGCGCAAAUUAGACGGAAUAAACCAAUCCCACCCACACCUAAUUCUGGCAACAGGAGCAGUAAUGACCAUUGGAAUGAUAAACAACAUGAUACACCCUACGUGGCUUUCCCGCCUCCCCCUCCCCCUCCUCAUGCACAGUCUCAGCCCACGUCCGCCAAAAUGUCUUCCCACUCUACUACAUCGUCAUCCUCUCACGUCAGUACGCCUCCACCUCCGCCUCAUACGGAUCCUCUUACUGAUUAUGCGGAUAAAGAAAGAAAAGAAGGCAAUUAUCUGUUCAACCAUGGACAGUUCGCUGAAGCGGAAGUUGCUUACACGCUUGCAAUACAAUCCCUACCGGCGGAUCAUAGUAAUAGUGUCUUGCUCUACAACAACCGCGCUGCUGCCCGACUCAAGCAAGGUAAAUUCCAAGAUUGUUUAUUGGAUUGUACGCUAGCUAUUGAUUUAGCUCAUAAACAUAUCAACAGUAACACCUCACCGAGCAAAAUCAUGAGCGCUACGAAUACAAGCAUGAAAUCACAAUUGCUAAAGUCUUUGCAUAGAAAAGCAUGUGCGUUGGAAGGUCUGCAUUCUUUCGAAACAGCUUUCCAGGUUUAUGAGGAAUAUAGAACAAUCAAUGGUGAAGAAAGCCCACUCGCUGUACAGGGUAUCAAGCGAUGUCAGCAAGCUAUGCAAAAUGGAUCGUCAGUGAAUAAUGCUAAAUGGAAACCAUCAUCACCAUCAUCAACAACAGCUAACCAGAGCAGUACGAAUAGCAGUGCAACUGCAUUCCCUGAUAUUGACUUUAAUAUGUUUAUGCCACCCAAAAAAGCCCAUUUAACAGACGCUGAAUUAGAGGAAAUCAACAAUAGCAAAGCCGUAAAAGCAAUGCGUGAUAGAGAGAAGCAAAAGGAAGCGGAAGAAGCGGAACGAUUAGAAAAGGACAACAAAGUGAAUUCACAAAUUACUAUUUGGAAAGCAGGCAAAGAAAAGAAUCUGCGAGCAUUGUUAAGUUCUUUGGAUAUGAUCCUAUGGACAGAUGUACAAUGGAAAAAUGUAACUAUGUCAGAUUUAAUUGAACCUAGAAAAUGUAAAAUAACGUAUAUGAAAGCUAUUGCUAAAGUUCACCCUGAUAAGCUUCCUGCUACUGCAACUGUUGAACAGCAUACCAAUGAAUUUGGUAACCCCAACUUUAAUGCAAAAGCCUGGAUCAAUUCCAUCCUAAAGCCAUCUACACUAAGUACACCAACGACCCCUGUCUCUGAAUCUAACAAAGAACUCUCAAUAACGUCGACAACUUCAGAUGAAAUAGCCGACGAAGAUCGGGGUGCUGCAAAGAAUACUACUAUACUUGUUACUAAAUUACAGCUUACAGGUGAAACCAUCUCACGUCAGUUUGACCAAGUGUCUUCUUCUCUCAUCCAUGCUAUGCCUCGCGUUCUCUACGAUAUUAAAGUCAUAACUGAUCAAGCCCGAUCGACUUACGAAAACCUUCAAUCAGUGAAAAAGAGCUUACGUUCCUUUGAAGAGGACAACGCUGAAGCGAUAAUAGAACAGUUACGACGACCACAUAUCGCAAAACAACGUAUGGAAGAAUGUCGAAUGCUAUUAUUGGAAAAAUCAGAUCAUCUCAACAAGAUAAAAGAAGAACAAGAGAGGAAAAGGAAGGCUGAAGCAGAAGCUGCUGAAGUAGAGGCGAGAGCAAAGGCUUUGGCAGAAGAAGAAACAGAAAAAGAAAGACAAAGAGAACUAUUACUUGCUGCUGAAAAGGAAGAGGAGCGUAUCAGAUUGGAAGAAGAAGAGGAAAUAAAGAGGAAAGAAAAUGAACAGGCACAAGAAGACGAACGGGUUAAAAAAGAGGAAAAAGAACGACUAAGGAGAGAAAAAGGAGAGGAAGAGGCUGCAAGACUGAAAGCAGAAGAGGAGCAAAAGACAAUAGAUGAGGUAGAGGAAUAUGGCCAUGUACAAUUGCCGCCUUUAAGACAACCGACACCAAGGCAAAGGGUUUCUCAGUCUGCGACCGCAACAGCCAAAACACAAAAGGAUGAAGGAAAUAGUUACCUGCAGCAAAUUUCAGAAUCUGUGAGCCCUCAAGUGAGCAAUGUAUUCAAAAAGAUUGGUGUUCCGUUAGAUAAGUUUUGGCAAUAACACUUUUUUGCUACAAAACGCCAAGAUUAUAGCAAAAGCCCAGGUUCCAUUUUCCAUACCAUUAAGCUAUAAUAAUUGAUAUAUGCAACUUGCCACUGCAUUUGCAUCAUGACUCUUUGCAAAGUAUGCCUGAUACUAACCUUCCGAAUACCGACUAUCUGUAAAUAAAUUUUCUUCGUCAUGUAAACUAUCAUAUAUUCACCUUUUUUGAAAAAGGCAGAUAAAUACCUUCCUAUUCUCAAUUUCAUGCAGUAAAAAAAAACCAAAAAAAAAAAC
This is a messenger RNA of Mycotypha africana, 3345 nucleotides long. RefSeq lists its product as uncharacterized. Gene Ontology annotation, biological process: clathrin-dependent endocytosis; clathrin coat disassembly. Gene Ontology annotation, cellular component: intracellular membrane-bounded organelle; cytoplasm; vesicle. Lineage: Eukaryota; Fungi; Mucoromycota; Mucoromycetes; Mucorales; Mycotyphaceae. The coding region runs from base 1 to 3069 and encodes 1022 amino acids. Gene Ontology annotation, molecular function: clathrin binding. The transcript is spliced from 7 exons. The record is from RefSeq and is a predicted model, not a curated record.